AUGGAUAAUCAGGUUUCAAUAAGAUUUAGAAAAACUGAGAAAAAAAAUAAAGACAUAGAUGUUUCAAAAUGGUUUAAGUUUAUUCAAGCACAUAAUAAAUAUUUAAAUAAAAGUGAUAAACAGAUAGAACAUUUUUUAAGAAACUAUACAUUUUGCAUACAAUAUGGAAAGAAAAUUGCUACUCAGAAUUUGGAAGGAUUGUAUAGUAUUUUAAUUGAAAAAAUAAAGCAUUCAUCAUAUAAUGACAGUAGAUUAGAGAUUAUUUUUAAAUUAACUGACGAAGAAAAAAAUUAUUGGUUAACAGGAUUUCCAUUUAAAUUUCAUGAAGAUAUAAUAGAGCAACCCAGUAAGGAACAAUCUAUUUAUAAGCCUACAUUUUACGAAGAAAAUUUUAAAAGUAGACAUACUCAAUUUGAAAUUGGUAAUAAAACUGGAAUUAAAAAUAUACCGGAUUUUAUAGAUAGUACAAAGAAAUCUGUUUUUGGUCUUAUUAAGAAAUGGUUAUUAAAACAUAAGUCUGUAAAAGCUCAUUUAUGUGUUAUUUGUACUUAUGAAAAAGGUGGUAUUAUAGAUGUUGUAGAAUCAGCAGUUAAAUAUUUGCAAACACCGAAUUAUGAUAUUUUUCCAGAGUCAAAUUUAGAUGAAAUAUAUAAAGAAAUGAAAGCUAAAAUAUUAUAUGAACAUGAACGUGUUUCAGAUAGUUUAAGAGGAUCACAAUGGGUGUUAAUUUCAAUUAACACUCUCAAUGUAGCCAUUAAUAAAUAUGCUCCCAUAAAGGGUAGUUCUUAUAUACCAACUCCAGUAAAAAUAGCUAACAGAAAAGCAGUUAUAAAUGUAAAAAAUGAAGAUGAUGAUAAAUGUUUUUUUAUGGUCAAUUUUGGCUCAUUUAUAUCCAGUUGA
Messenger RNA from Macrosiphum euphorbiae (potato aphid), 900 nucleotides. The record is from the annotation of a GenBank genome assembly. Lineage: Eukaryota; Metazoa; Arthropoda; Insecta; Hemiptera; Aphididae.